Molecule: messenger RNA, 2531 nt
Organism: Ziziphus jujuba (common jujube)
Lineage: Eukaryota; Viridiplantae; Streptophyta; Magnoliopsida; Rosales; Rhamnaceae
Product: protein ACTIVITY OF BC1 COMPLEX KINASE 1, chloroplastic
Exons: 14
Coding region: 178-2253 (691 amino acids)
Biological process (GO): protein phosphorylation
Molecular function (GO): ATP binding; protein kinase activity
Source: RefSeq, a predicted model, not a curated record
UUUUUUUAAAUAUCAAAAACUGCUUUUUAAAAAAAAUGGGUGCUUCUUUCUUCCAACAGCUCUUCUUUCCAGCUCCAAAAUCCACCAUCCAAAGCUCUUCCACGUCUCCUUCUUUCGUCUUUGUCACCUUCAAUUUUUCUCUCUAGGGUUUCAACUUCCGGAAAAUAGCAGAAAUUCAUGGACUUCGUAUAUGUAAAUUGCACUUAUACUUCUCCAUGUCCCCUCCAAAAUCUCAAACCCCACAUAAGCCAUAAGAAAAAUGUGCCAAUGCAAGCUCCAACUUCUUUGUAUCCUAUCUUACAUAGAAGAAGAAUAAAAAGAAGCAAGAAAUGCUUGCCGGUACGAAUCUCGAAUUUCGCGGCUUCAGCAACCGAAAGGUCUGCUAAUGGUACCGUAACGAGGAGAAGCUUGACAGCCACGGUUAGGGAUGAGAGCCGUGCUUUGCCGGUUGGUAAGUCCAGCGAUGCCAUGGAACAGCUCGAUAUCGAGCGCGGAGUUUGCAUACCGUUUCGCAAGUACACUCCUGAUACAGUGAGAAAUAGAGUUUUGGAAUCAAGAGGGGCUAUUUUAUCACUGAUUUUGCGAGGUGUUGAGAUAGUGUGGAACUUGGGGUUGUACUGGUCUACCUUGAUGUAUGAUUUCAUGGUUGGAAGAGACGAAGAGGUUGUUCCAUUUCGUGCUCGGCAGCUUAGGAACCUACUGUGUGAUCUGGGGCCUUCUUUUAUCAAAGCUGGUCAGGUGCUUGCAAACAGACCUGAUAUCAUCAGAGAAGAUUAUAUGAAUGAACUUUGCAUUCUUCAAGAUGAUGUUCCUUCUUUUCCGAAUCAGGUUGCUUUCAACAUCAUAGAAGAGGAAUUAUGCCAACCCCUUGAAGCUGUUUUCAGUAAAAUAUCAUCGCAGACAAUAGCAGCUGCAAGUUUAGGCCAAGUUUACCGAGCUACAUUACGUACUACUGGUGAGGAUGUUGCUAUCAAGGUGCAAAGGCCAGAAAUAGAACCUAUAAUAUAUAGGGAUCUUUUUCUUUUCCGUACUCUUGCUUCAUUCUUGAAUGGAAUCAGUCUCCAGAAACUCGGGUGCAAUGCUGAGCUUAUAGUUGAUGAAUUUGGUGAGAAGCUUCUGGAGGAGCUCGAUUACACUUUGGAAGCUCGUAAUAUUGAAGAUUUUAUUGAGAACUUCAAAAAUGAUCCUACUGUCAAAAUCCCUCGGGUAUACAAAAACCUAUCUGGUCCACGAGUUUUAGUAAUGGAAUGGAUUGAUGGUAUCCGGUGCACUGACCCACAGGCUAUCAAAGAAGCUGGCAUUGACUUAGAUGGGUUUUUAACAGUUGGAGUGAGUGCUGCUUUGCGGCAAUUGCUAGAAUUUGGGUUAUUUCAUGGAGAUCCACAUCCUGGAAACAUUUUUGCUAUGCGUGAUGGACGCAUUGCAUAUGUUGAUUUUGGGAAUGUUGCCGUGCUUAGUCAGCAAAACAAGCAGAUUCUGAUUGAUGCUGUUGUCCAUGCUGUAAAUGAGGACUAUGCUGAGAUGGCAAAUGAUUUCACCCGGCUUGGCUUCUUGGCUCCUGGGACUGAUGUCUCCCCUAUCAUCCCAGCUCUAGAGGCAAUCUGGCAGAACUCUUCUGGAAAAGGACUGUCUGACUUCAAUUUCCGAAGUGUUACUGGAAAAUUUAAUCAAUUGGUAUAUAAUUAUCCCAUCCGUAUUCCAGAGAGGUUUUCCCUCGUUAUACGUUCUUUAUUGACUCAAGAGGGUAUCUGUUUUACUCUGAAGCCAGACUUUAAAUUUCUUGAGGUGGCUUACCCAUAUGUGGCAAAGCGUCUCCUGACAGAUCCAAACCCUGCUUUGCGCGAACGCCUUAUACAGGUUCUAUUUAAAGAUGGUCUUUUCCAAUGGAAGCGGCUAGAAAACCUUAUUGUUCUUGCAAAGGAAAAUGUGGCCAAGAUGAGCAGCAAUCCUGCAUUGCAGGCAAAGGACAUGCAAAAGUCAAGAAGUUUGCAAGUUGAAAGAAAAUUAGAUCUCACAGACACCAUUAAAGAUGGAGCUCGUCUUUUCCUAAUUGACGCAAGUAUUCGUAGACAGCUUAUUUUGGCUUUGACCGAAGAUUCAAAGCUUCAUGUUCGAGAGCUUGUGGAUGUAUAUAGACUACUUGAAGAUCAGAUAGACAUACCAUCAGUAGCUUUAGAAGUAGCACGAGACUUUCCAACUGUUGUUCGAGAUCUCAUGCUUUCUUGGAGCGAGUCAGUCUUAUCGGAUAGAUAGUUUAAGCAUCGGAAAAGCUGCAAAAAACAAUACCGGUUUUACCACACAGGAAUACUAUACUAUGCCUACCUCUCACUGAAUUAUCAUCGAACCAGAGCCUGCUUUUUCAAAUUGUCAAUAUUUAUCAAGUUGUAAAAUUAACAAAGAUUCAUUGCUUUUUGUAUCGGAAUGCUUGUUAGUUACACUCGUAUAUAAGAAUGUAUAGAUAGAAGUGUAGAUUUUUUGGGAAGAAUUGUGAGGGAGAUUAAUCAAAUUUGCAUUACUAUAUUGGACUACAA